Messenger RNA from Phytophthora infestans T30-4, 606 nucleotides. RefSeq lists its product as uncharacterized. The coding region runs from base 1 to 606 and encodes 201 amino acids. NCBI's taxonomy places the organism in Eukaryota, Oomycota, Peronosporomycetes, Peronosporales, Peronosporaceae. The record is from RefSeq and is a predicted model, not a curated record. The transcript is spliced from 3 exons.
AUGCCCUUAGGCAACGGCGCUCUUACACAAAAGACUCGAGGUCUGCCUCCUCAUCUUCUCGUGGACGAAGACCCGGUUCUGCGACCGAUUGCUGUGAAAUUAGCUGGACUCUUGUGCGCCAAGCAGCUCCAACAGAACCAUAUCGCCAAGAUCCAGUCCACUUUGUCACAGUGUCUGAUGGACCAGCCUUAUCAUCCACUUUACACGCAAAUCUGUCUGACAAAAGACUGGAAAGAACGUCGCUACACCCUUCGAGCCAUGCGCGAGUCCAAGCUACGUGACGGAUACGACUUUGUCAUGUCGCGCUCGCACCUCGUUGAUCCUUUUUCUUCUCAUUUCUCCGAGGAUCGAUUCGAGACCGAGCAAGGAGAUCUCUGCUGCGUUCGCUUCGAUAUAAUCCACUUCCCUGGCGUCGCUUCGCUCCAGCAAGUGUGCGAUGCGUUGGCGUUCUUCAUGACCAACAUGGAGAUCGUCAUCUCCGAGCAACUCGGCCAUGUUGUGCUUCGAGACGACUACGAUACCAUCGAGGACGAGGCUUUCCACAGUCGAUUCGCGCCGAGGAAUCGCAGUGGAGGGCAACGCCAUCUCGUUUUGUCACGUGUUUAA